This is a messenger RNA of Glycine soja, 1216 nucleotides long. Its product is annotated as L-ascorbate peroxidase, cytosolic-like. Gene Ontology annotation, molecular function: heme binding; peroxidase activity. The coding region runs from base 173 to 925 and encodes 250 amino acids. The transcript has 10 exons. Gene Ontology annotation, biological process: cellular response to oxidative stress; response to reactive oxygen species; hydrogen peroxide catabolic process. The record is from RefSeq and is a predicted model, not a curated record. NCBI's taxonomy places the organism in Eukaryota, Viridiplantae, Streptophyta, Magnoliopsida, Fabales, Fabaceae.
ACAAUCCAACGGUCCAUGAUCACCUACUAGAACUUUCUCCGCUUCUCCCCGUUAUAUCUACCUUCCCCCUCCCACACUUUCUUCAUUGUUGGCUUGUGCUCUGCUCGUGCCUCUAGGGUUAUCAUAUCUCCAUUUCCAUUUCCUCUCUCUCAGUUUCCAAGAAUCUUAAGCUAUGGGAAAGUCUUACCCAACCGUGAGCGCUGAUUACCAGAAGGCCGUUGAGAAGGCGAAGAAGAAGCUCAUAGGCUUCAUCGCUGAGAAGAGAUGCGCUCCUCUAAUGCUCCGUUUGGCAUGGCACUCUGCUGGAACUUACGACGUGAGCUCGAAGACCGGUGGUCCCUUCGGAACCAUAAAGCACCCCUCCGAACUCGCUCACGGCGCUAACAACGGUCUUGACAUCGCUGUUAGGCUUUUGGAGCCACUCAAAGCGGAGUUUCCUAUUUUGAGCUACGCCGAUUUCUACCAGUUGGCUGGCGUUGUUGCCGUUGAGGUCACCGGUGGACCUGAAGUUCCCUUCCAUCCUGGAAGAGAGGACAAACCUGAGCCACCACCAGAGGGUCGCUUGCCCGAUGCCACUAAGGGUUCUGACCAUUUGAGAGAUGUGUUUGGCAAAGCUAUGGGGCUUAGUGACCGAGAUAUCGUUGCUCUGUCUGGGGGUCACACUAUUGGAGCUGCGCACAAGGAGCGUUCUGGAUUCGAGGGUCCCUGGACCUCUAAUCCUCUUAUUUUCGACAACUCAUACUUCAAGGAGUUGUUGAGUGGUGAGAAAGAAGGCCUCCUUCAGCUACCUUCUGACAAGGCACUUUUGUCUGACCCUGUGUUCCGCCCUCUUGUUGAGAAAUAUGCAUCGGACGAAGAUGCCUUCUUCGCUGAUUACGCUGAGGCUCACCAAAAGCUUUCUGAGCUUGGGUUUGCUGAAGCCUAAGCAACGUUUUGGGGAUUGUUGGAGAGGCACAGUGCCCAUAAUAUUUCUCUCAUAAAUUCUAUGGUCAUGGUUUCUAAUGCGCCACUGUGGGUUCCUCAAAUUUUUAGAUAGCUUUUGAAUGUAUUUUGCUGGACGUGGUGAUGAUGAUUGGAGUUGGGUUGUUUUUGUUUGUGGUCGAUCCUUUUGUUAAAUAACAUUGUUCAGCGAUUGCGAUAUUAUUACCCUUUCGGACCUAGCCUCGAUCUUUAGUUCUUACCGACUAUAUAUAGCUAUUGCGUUUUCCCGAUUUAA